Pararge aegeria (speckled wood butterfly) is the source of this 3284-nucleotide messenger RNA. RefSeq names its product delta-1-pyrroline-5-carboxylate synthase (gene P5CS). Gene Ontology annotation, molecular function: glutamate 5-kinase activity; glutamate-5-semialdehyde dehydrogenase (NADP+) activity; ATP binding. Gene Ontology annotation, cellular component: cytoplasm; mitochondrion. NCBI's taxonomy places the organism in Eukaryota, Metazoa, Arthropoda, Insecta, Lepidoptera, Nymphalidae. Bases 1 to 2358 code for a protein of 785 amino acids. The record is from RefSeq and is a predicted model, not a curated record. The transcript is spliced from 10 exons.
AUGUGUAAUUUAUUUAAUUUGAGUGGAAAAGUGGGACUGCUGAAAAAUGGAUUUUUCCGGAAGUGCCCAAUGGUUUAUUCCGCCCGGAAUUUCACAGUCAAGUCCAAGCAUUAUGGCACGAACGUCGAUAAGCGGACGCUGGCUGCGGAACGCAAGCAGAGGACAUUCUCUGAUAGAUCACAGUUGAAAUACGCCAGAAGACUAGUUGUAAAGCUGGGUAGCGCCGUUAUUACUAGAGAAGAUGGCAAUGGACUGGCGUUAGGGCGACUUGCAUCUAUCAUUGAGCAGGUUGCAGAAUGCCACCACGAAGGACGCGAGUGUAUCAUGGUGACCAGCGGAGCAGUGGCGUUCGGAAGGCAGAAGCUCACCCAGGAGCUGCUCAUGUCCUUGUCUAUGAGAGAGACGCUAUCACCCAGCGACCACACAAGAGAGGACGCGGGCAGCAUCCUCGACCCCCGGGCGGCAGCGGCAGUCGGUCAAUCCGAGCUGAUGGCAAUGUACGACGCUAUGUUUUCACAAUACAACGUCAAAAUCGCACAGGUUUUAGUAACAAAGCCAGACUUCUACAACGAGGAAACAAGAAAGAAUUUGUUUUGCACGCUCUCCGAGCUGAUAUCCCUGAACAUCGUGCCCAUAGUGAACACGAACGACGCAGUCAGCCCGCCCAUGUAUAUCCAUGACGACACAGUUGUGCCAGGAACCGGUAAGAAGGGUAUUGGUAUAAAAGACAACGACAGUCUGUCAGCUCUGUUAGCCGCCGAAAUCCAGUCGGAUCUCUUAAUCAUGAUGUCGGAUGUGGACGGCAUCUACAACAAGCCGCCCUGGGAGGACGGAGCGCGUAUGAUGCAUACGUACACGUCGAAGGAGAAAGGACAGGUGCAGUUUGGACAGAAAUCAAAGGUCGGUACAGGAGGUAUGGAUUCCAAAGUCAAUGCCGCUACAUGGGCCAUGGCUCGAGGAGUCAGCGUUGUAAUAUGUAACGGUAUGCAAGAGAAAGCAAUAAAAACGAUUAUCAGUGGACGAAAAGUUGGUACCUUCUUCACAGAUUGCCCUAGCAACGCGACCACCUCUGUUGAUGUUAUUGCCGAGAAUGCUCGCUCCGGUAGUAGGGUAUUGCAAAAACUAACCCCCAGUGAAAGAGCAUCAGCCAUUCAUUCGUUGGCUGAUCUGCUAUUAGAGAAAAAAGAUCUAAUCUUGGAAGCAAACGCAAAGGAUUUAGAAGAAGCGACAAAAGGUGGUCUUGAAAAGCCACUAUUAAACAGACUUUCUCUCAGCGCAGGAAAGUUAAAAACUUUGUCCAUCGGUUUGAAACAAAUAGCUGAUUCUAGUUAUGACAACGUGGGGAGGCUUUUGCGAAAAACGAAACUCGCGGAUAACUUAAUGCUGAGGCAAGUGACGGUUCCAAUUGGUGUAUUGCUCGUUAUUUUUGAAUCGAGACCAGAUUCGUUGCCGCAAGUAGCCGCUUUAGCUAUAGCUUCGGCUAACGGCCUUCUUCUAAAAGGUGGAAAGGAAGCAGCCUAUUCAAACAAGGCACUAAUGGAACUUGUGAAGGAAUCGCUACAAUCAGUUGGUGCACAGGACGCUAUAUCCUUAGUUUCUACAAGAGAAGAAAUUAGCGAUUUACUAGCUAUGGAAAAACAUAUCGACCUAAUAAUCCCUCGAGGAUCAUCCGAUUUAGUAAGAAGUAUUCAGAAGCAAUCUCAGCAUAUACCUGUUUUGGGACACGCUGAAGGUAUUUGUCAUGUGUAUUUGGACAAGGAUGCGGAUCAGGCCAAAGCAUUGAAAAUAGUAAGAGAUGCCAAAUGUGACUAUCCCGCAGCCUGUAACGCUAUGGAAACAUUACUAUUACACGAAGACCAUUUGAAUGGUGCUCUUUUUACCGAAAUUUGUAAUAUGCUCAAGCAGGAGGGUGUAAAGAUACACGCUGGUCCAAAGCUUUCUACUCACUUAACGUUUGGCCCACCGCCCGCAAAAACUAUGAAACACGAAUACGGUUCGCUGGAAUGCUGUAUAGAAAUUGUAAGUGAUAUGGAUGCAGCGAUAGAACAUAUUCAUAAGUUCGGAAGCUCACACACAGAUGUCAUCGUCACUGAGAAUGAUCAGACAGCGAAGCAGUUUUUGAGCUCAGUCGAUAGUGCAUGCGUAUUUCAUAACGUUUCUUCUCGCUUCGCUGAUGGUUUCCGCUUCGGCCUUGGUGCGGAAGUUGGAAUAUCUACAGCUAGAAUUCACGCAAGAGGACCAGUCGGUGUUGAAGGACUUUUAACAACGAAAUGGAUUCUCGAGGGGACGGAUCAUACCGCCGCCGAGUUCAACGAGGGAAAACGUAGCUGGGUGCACGAAAAUUUACCCCUUAAUUGACUUAGGGGUAAAAUUUUCUGCAGAACUCAAAACUUUUUAAUGUCGAAGUUUGGAAAAGUUUUGUUCGAAAUGAAAUUUAAGCGUUAAUGAACUCUAAUCGAAUGAAAAUACGCUUUGAUAAAAUAUAAUGGGAUGAUAUUAUUAUAGAGAAACAAAACAAAACAUACAUAUACCAUUAGGCUAAACAGCAUUAAAUUAUGUUUACGAAAAAGAAAUAAAGCGGCUGAUUUUAAAUACUGAAUGUGCAAUUUUUUUUAUCAAAUAAGCGACUAUAAAUUUGUGAGAAAUACUUGCGGAAGUCUAGGGAAGGUUUAAACGGUGAGAAAAAUACUAAAACGACAGUAAUAUACAUAAUUCUUGUAUGUGUGUUUGUCGCCCAUUUCCACAGCUGAACUGAUUAAGAUGAAAUUUUGUGUUUGUUUUUCAAUAAGUUCCUGGAUGUUUUUAAAACAAAAUUGGACCCGGUAGGUGGCGCUGCUUUACCGGGCAAGAAGACGUCAGCCGUGUCCCCUAGUUGCAAAUAAAAAUGUUGUAAAUAAAGUCCAAGAACGAAGCAUAAUUUUGUUUUUAUCGCCAUCGGUAAUAGAAUAAGAAUUAAGUAUAAUAAUAAAAUCACCUUUUAUAAUAAUGAAUUAGAUUUUAUGGGUUCUUGUACCAAUGUGGCAUAAAUUAUCUUUUUAAAAAGAUUAAGUCCAUUUUACAAAUGGUUCGAAACCAACUUAAAUGUUUCAAAAUUUAAAUUACGUAAUACGAAAGGGCAUUUUUUAAACGUUGAUUUUGACGUAAUUUAAAACCAAAAUUGUGUAAAAAGGUACAAGUCACAGAAAGUAAAGCGUCAAAAACAAGAGAUUAUGGACAUUGCGAUAAAAUUAUAAUAAAUUAUUUACCUUACUAUAAUUUGCUAUAAUUAUGCUUGGUACAUUUAU